This is a messenger RNA of Stomoxys calcitrans (stable fly), 2456 nucleotides long. Its product is annotated as mucolipin-3. The record is from RefSeq and is a predicted model, not a curated record. Bases 184 to 2148 code for a protein of 654 amino acids. The transcript is spliced from 3 exons. Gene Ontology annotation, molecular function: NAADP-sensitive calcium-release channel activity. Lineage: Eukaryota; Metazoa; Arthropoda; Insecta; Diptera; Muscidae. Gene Ontology annotation, cellular component: plasma membrane; lysosomal membrane.
UUCAGUGUAAAUCGUCAUCGUCUCUUUGUCUUUGUUUUUAAAGUUUUAUGCACGUAGAAAGCUGCAAUUUUUGCCAAAACAAACAUUUCAUUUCAAUUGCGAACGUAUAUAUCAAAGCUGUAUUGAAUCUCCACAUAGUUGGACACUAAAAGCUCCUCUGGAGGAAAAACAAACAAAGACGUUAUGUCCAGCAACAACAUUUCCGCCAAUACCAAUGAAGGUCGUAGUAAACAGCAGCCCCAGCAGAUUGAGCAGACGGGUGAGGCGGAGGAUUCCCGAUGUGAAAGUGAUGAUGAGUACGCCAGCCCUCACAGUAACACGGCUGGCUCACGCUUCUCCUACAAAGAGGCUAUGAAUACUCCUCUCUCCAACAAUGUCGAUCCCAGUGGAAAUGGUUACGUGGAAGUGCCAGCCUCUUCAACUCACAUCGAAGGAGUGACUCCCGCGGAUAUGUAUGUCGAGGACCGCAUGAGAAGAAAAUUGCAGUUUUUCUUCAUGAAUCCUAUAGAGAAGUGGCAAGCUAGAAGAAAGUUCCCGUAUAAAUUCGUGGUACAGGUAAUAAAAAUUGUUCUGGUCACCAUGCAACUUUGUUUGUUUGCGCACUCGCGCUAUAAUCACAUAAACUACACCUGGGACAAUCGCAUUGCGUUCUCGCAUCUGUUCUUACGUGGAUGGGAUUCGUCGCGGGAGGUUGAAUCGUACCCACCAUCUGUUGGACCAUUUGCUCUUUAUGAGAAGAGCGAGUUUUUCGACACCAUCGACUAUGCCAUAAAGGGAUAUGCAAGCGUGAAUCGUUCAAUAGGGCCCUACGACUAUCCGACACUGGAUAACAGCAUGGCUCCCAUGAAGCUGUGUUUAUACAACUACAAACAAGGCACUAUAUUCGGCUUCAACGAAUCGUACAUAUUUAAUCCGGAAAUCGAGCUUUUGUGCGAGUCCUUGCCGCGAAACGUAACCGAAAUCGGAAUUCAAAAAUACCUGCAGCAAAUGGGCGUCGAAGUCAGUUUCUCCUCUCUGGUGAAAGCCACCCUUGUGUUUGCCAUAAAGACAAUAAAUUUUAAAGCCUACGGUGGUCCGCUGUCUGCUCCUGAUUGCUUCAAAUUUGACAUCACCAUGUUCUUUGAUAACCGCGACCACGAUGGUCAAAUGCUGCUGUCGCUUGAUGCCGAUGCCACUCGUCUGCAUUGCAAAGGCGAUGUGGAUUUUAUAUCCGAUGCGGAGUUUGACGCAAUACUCAGGAGUAUUUUGAAUAUAUUUGUGCUGCUGGUGUGCAUGCUUUCGUUUGCCCUUUGUGCAAGGGCGCUGUAUCGGGCCUAUCUGCUGAGGUGUCAAACAGUGACAUUUUUCCGCUCGCAUUUCAACAAAGAGCUGAGCUUCGAUGGCAGGCUGGAAUUUGUUAACUUUUGGUACAUCAUGAUUAUUUUCAACGACGUGUUGCUCGUUUUGGGAUCCGCUUUAAAGGAGCAAAUCGAACGAAAAUUUUUGGUGGCCGAUCAGUGGGAUACGUGUUCCUUGUUCCUGGGCAUUGGCAAUCUGCUGGUGUGGUUUGGUGUUUUGCGUUAUUUGGGCUUCUUCAAGACCUACAACGUAGUGAUAUUGACUUUGAAAAAGGCAGCACCCAAAAUAUUCCGUUUUCUGGUGGCUGCUUUGCUUAUCUAUGCCGGAUUUGCUUUCUGUGGCUGGUUAAUACUGGGACCGUAUCACAUGAAAUUCCGAUCUUUGGCCACCACCUCCGAGUGUUUAUUCUCUUUAAUCAACGGCGACGACAUGUUUGCCACCUUUGCUACAUUUUCUUCGAAAUCGAAUUGGUUAUGGUGGUUCUGUCAGAUAUACUUGUACUCCUUCAUAUCGCUGUAUAUCUACGUGGUGCUAUCUCUAUUUAUAUCCGUUAUAAUGGACGCCUAUGACACCAUUAAACGCUAUUACCGGGACGGCUUCCCAUUAUCCGAUCUCAAAGAGUUUGUGGGCACUCGUACCGAAGAAGAUUUAACAUCUGGAGCGUUCAUGAACAAUAUGGACGACUUUGAGCAAAGCAGUUUCCUAGAUGUAAUACGCAAAUUCUUCUGUUGUAGGCAUUGCCGCAAUGGUGAUGCCACAACUACCUCCGGCCCCACUGGAUACACAAGCCUAACAAGUAUUAUAAAAUGAAGUGAAUGCUGUCAACUUCAUCAUGGAAUUGUUUGCCUUUAUUGUGUCGUAUCGUAGUUAACUAGCUCAAUGUUUUGUUACAUGUGUAAGAUAUGUAUGUACAUAGGAAUAAUAAAUGGAGUUCGAAAGAUACACCAUCCGCUGAGACUUUUGCCACCACUGUAUAUGGAUAAAACCAAAGUUGGAUAAGAAAUGUUAAAAGUAUUUGCUUUGUAUCGUAUCACUUAACUGUAAUUGUAUUGUAAUUGCUAUAUAGUUUUAGUAUAAACUAUUAAACAUGCAUAAUAUAUAUAAAAUUAUAGAACGAA